Pteropus alecto (black flying fox) is the source of this 2147-nucleotide messenger RNA. RefSeq names its product TraB domain containing 2B (gene TRABD2B). Gene Ontology annotation, biological process: negative regulation of Wnt signaling pathway. Gene Ontology annotation, cellular component: organelle membrane. Gene Ontology annotation, molecular function: metalloendopeptidase activity; Wnt-protein binding. The record is from RefSeq and is a predicted model, not a curated record. NCBI's taxonomy places the organism in Eukaryota, Metazoa, Chordata, Mammalia, Chiroptera, Pteropodidae. The transcript has 7 exons. Bases 296 to 1861 code for a protein of 521 amino acids.
CGCCCACCCCAGGACCCCCACGCGCUCUCAGAACCCCGAGGCUCCGCCGACGGGGCUGUGCGCCCUGCUGGGGGGGCCCGCCCCAGAGGGUCCCCCUCUUCCAACAGACAGAGCCCCGCCCCAGAGGGACCCCCAGGUUCGUCAGGGACAUCCAGCCACGCCCCAGCAGGCUCCCAGCAUCCCGCGGCUGGAGCCCCGAGCUCCUGAGGAACCUCGGUGCCCAGCUGGGGGCUCCCCGCCCCGCUGAGGGGGCGCCGCCCAGGAGGGUCCCCCGCGCCCCGCGGGCCCCAGCAGGAUGCACGCCGCCCUGGCGGGGCCGCUGCUCGCCGCGCUCCUGGCUACCGCCCGCGCCCGCCCGCAGCCCCUGGACGGAGGACAGUGCCGGCCGCCCGGAUCGCAAAGGGACCUCAACUCCUUCCUUUGGACUAUUCGGCGUGAUCCCCCAGCCUACCUGUUUGGCACCAUCCACGUCCCCUACACCCGCGUCUGGGACUUCAUCCCGGACAAUUCCAAAGCAGCCUUCCAGGCCAGUGCCCGUGUCUACUUCGAGCUGGACCUGACAGACCCUUACACCAUCUCAGCGCUGGCCAGCUGCCAGCUGCUGCCGCAUGGGGAGAACCUGCAAGACGUGCUGCCCCGCGAGCUCUACUGGCGCCUGAAGCGCCACCUGGACUACGUGAAGCUGAUGAUGCCCUCGUGGAUGACACCUGCCCAGCGGGGUAAGGGGCUCUACGCUGACUACCUGUUCAACGCCAUCGCGGGCAACUGGGAGCGCAAGAGGCCUGUGUGGGUGAUGCUGAUGGUGAACUCACUGACAGAGACUGAUGUGCGCUCCCGGGGAGUGCCUGUGCUCGACCUCUACCUGGCCCAGCAGGCCGAGAAGAUGAAGAAGAGCACAGGGGCCGUGGAGCGGGUAGAGGAGCAGUGCCAUCCGCUCAAUGGGCUCAACUUCUCGCAGGUGCUGUUUGCCCUGAACCAGACUCUGCUGCAGCACGAGAGCGUGCGGGCCGGAAGCCUGCAGGCACCCUACACCACGGAGGACCUCAUUAAGCACUACAACUGCGGAGACCUCAAUGCCGUCAUCUUCAACCAUGACACAUCCCAGCUGCCCAAUUUUAUCAACACCACCCUCCCGCCGCACGAGCAGGUGACAGCCCAGGAGAUCGACAGCUACUUCCGCCAGGAGCUCAUCUACAAGAGGAACGAGCGGAUGGGGAAGAGGGUCAUGGCACUUCUGCAGGAGAACGAAGACAAGAUCUGCUUUUUUGCCUUCGGAGCAGGUCACUUUCUGGGGAACAAUACAGUCAUUGAUGUCCUUCGGCAGGCAGGGCUGGAGGUGGAACACACGCCUGCAGGGCAGACCAUCCACAGCCUUGCCUCACGGAGCCCUGCGCCCCCACCCGAGGGGACUUCAGCGAGCCCAGCCCCAGUGACCCCAGCUGCGGCCAUCCCCGCAGCACCCUCGGUGACCCCCACUGCCCCGCCGGAAGAGGAGGACCCAGCUUUGUCCCCACACCUCCUGCUCCCUGACAGCCUCAGCCAGCUGGAGGAGUUUGGGCGGCAGAAGAAGUGGCACAAGAGGCAGAACAAACACCAGCGGCCACGGCAGUUCAACGACCUCUGGGUCCGCAUCGAGGACAGCACCACUGCCUCGCCACCCCCGCUGCCCUUCCAGCCUACACAUAGCUCCGGGACAGCCAGGCCCCCUCUCCAGCCCUCCGACCAGCUGCAGCAGCAGGAAGAGCCGGGGCCAGCCAGCAGCUCAGUGCCCGCCCGCUCACAGCCGACCCUGGGCCUCCUACCCGCCAUCGCUGCCAGCAUUGUAGCCCCCUUCCUGCUGCACACCCUCGGGCCCUCCUGACCUCAACUGUCCCAUGCAGAGAAGCCAGAGAAGCCAGAGAAACUAUAGGAGGGUCUUCGGCCACACCCCACUGCCCCUGCCGCCACCUCCAGUGGUGCCUGACCCCCCACAGGCAGUCCAGACGGGAUCUGUGAGAAUACUAGAGCUUUAUUGUACCCGAGUUACAUCUUCUUUUUUGUAGAAGGAUCUUAAUUUCCCAUAGUGCUAUGGGGCUCUUUUGUAAAAUAUGUGUCCAUAUUAAAAAAGAAAAAUGUAUUUAUUCUACCGAUAAAACUAUUUUUAUGUG